This is a messenger RNA of Taeniopygia guttata (zebra finch), 1531 nucleotides long. The record is from RefSeq and is a predicted model, not a curated record. NCBI's taxonomy places the organism in Eukaryota, Metazoa, Chordata, Aves, Passeriformes, Estrildidae.
UCCUGAUAUGAAUUGGUUUGGGUUCCCAGGGGCUGGUCCAUGGUGUUGUAGGAUUUUUUCUGGUGGCCCUUCAUCUUUUCCCCAUUUCUGGGUGCUCCCUCAAGCUGGGGCUGCAUGAAUGACUGCAUUUUUCUAAAUACAUCAUCAAAUACUUGAAUUCCAACUAAUUUCCCUGGACUUGUUCUAGCAAAAGCCCCAGUGCUCUGAUACACCCUGUACAGCACAGACAGUGGCAGCAGAUGUUGGAGUGGGCAGGGGGAUGAUCCCCCCCUUAUUUUAGUGAAGUUUUCACAACAUUCUCCAUUUGCUGUUUCCCUUUGCAGCCUCAGCCAUUUCUGUUUCAGAGUCAGAUCCUCACCAUGGGCUCUGCCUUCAGCUGUGCAGAUUCCAUCUGUGCAAGCAGGCAGAGCUUGGGGUGAGGGGCAGAGGGAAUCAGCCAAUUCCUGCCCCAGGCAAGAAGAGCCAGGAUUUUUCAUUCCCUGGGCGUGUCUGGAUGGAGGAGGAGGAAAAGCCCCGGAGAUGCUGCAGGAAGAGGAGCUGCAAACCCAGCCCAGGGAGCUGCGGGGAGGAAAGAGCCCCCCUGAGCCAGGAAGGCGGGCGGAGAUCCAGCCGGAGCUCGGAGCUGGUGGAGAAGUCUCAUGGCAGGGAGAAGCCCCACAAGUGCUUGGAAUGUGGGAAGGGUUUCAGCUGGAGAUCCCAUCUGAUCGUGCACCAGAGGAUCCACACUGGGGAGAGGCCCUACGAGUGUGGGGAGUGUGGGAAGAGGUUUCAGAGAAGCUUCCAUCUCCUCAGACAUGGGCGGAGUCACACAGAGGAGAGGCCCUUCCGCUGCCCCGACUGCGGGAUGGGCUUCAACCAAAACUCCAACCUCACCGUGCACCGGCGCAUCCACACCGGGGAGAGGCCCUACGAGUGUGGGAAGUGUGGGAAGGGUUUCAGAGACAUGUCUGGCCUGAUCGAGCACCAGGUGAUCCACACUGGGGAACGGCCCUAUGAGUGCUUGGAAUGUGGGAAGAGCUUUGGGCGGAGCUCACACCUGAGAAAACACCAGCGCAUCCACACAGGGGAGAGGCCCUACGAGUGUCCCCAGUGUGAGAAAAGGUUUCAGACCAGCUCUGAUCUCCUCGUACAUGAGCGGAUUCACACAGAGGAGAGGCCCUUCCGCUGCCCCGACUGUGGGAAGGGCUUCAACCGCAACUCCAACCUCACCAUGCACCGGCGCAUCCACACCGGGGAGAGGCCCUUCGAGUGUGGAAAGUGUGGGAAGGGUUUCAGAGACAGGUCUGGCCUGAUCAAGCACCAGGUGACCCACACUGGGGAACGGCCCUAUGAGUGCUUGGAAUGUGGGAAGAGCUUUGGGCGGAGUGCAGACCUGAGAACACACCAGCGCAUCCACACAGGGGAGAGGCCCUACGAGUGUGGGCAGUGUGGGAAGAGCUUCUCACAGAGCUCAGCCUUGACCCAGCACCAACGGAGGCACCACUAAGGGAAGCCCUGUGAGUGCCCCGAGUGAGAGAAGAGCUUGGAGUGA